CGGCCGGGGCGUCCAGGCACAGGGCGGCCGGGGCGUCCAGGCACAGCACAGGGCGGCCAGGGCGUCCGGGCCUUCCGGGGAGUCCAGGCACAGGGCGUCCGGGCCUUCCGGGGCGUCCAGGCACAGGGCGGCCGGGCUUUCCGGGCCUUCCGGGGAGUCCAGGCACAGGCGUCCGGGCCUUCCGGGCGUCCAGGCACAGGGCGGCCAGGGCGUCCGGGCCUUCCGGGGAGUCCAGGCACAGGGCGGCCAGGGCGGCCGGGCUUUCCGGGGCGUCCAGGCACAGGGCGGCCAGGGCGGCCGGGCUUUCCGGGGCGUCCAGGCACAGGGCGGCCAGGGCGGCCAGGGCGGCCGGGCUUUCCGGGUCGUCCAGGCACAGGGCGGCCAGGGCGGCCGGGCUUUCCGGGGCGUCCAGGCACAGGGCGGCCAGGGCGGCCGGGCCUUCCGGGGAGUCCAGGCACAGGGCGUCCGGGCUUUCCGGGGCGUCCAGGCACAGGGCGGCCGGGGCGGCCGGGCUUUCCGGGGCGUCCAGGCACAGGGCGGCCGGGGCGGCCGGGCUUUCCGGGGCGUCCAGGCACAGGGCGGCCGGGGCGGCCGGGCUUUCCGGGGCGUCCAGGCACAGGGCGGCCGGGGCGGCCGGGCUUUCCGGGGCGUCCAGGCACAGGGCGGCCGGGCUUUCCGGGGCGUCCAGGCACAGGGCGGCCGGGGCGGCCGGGCUUUCCGGGGCGUCCAGGCACAGGGCGGCCGGGGCGUCCAGGCACAGGGCGGCCG
Triplophysa dalaica is the source of this 768-nucleotide messenger RNA. Its product is annotated as collagen alpha-1(VIII) chain-like. NCBI's taxonomy places the organism in Eukaryota, Metazoa, Chordata, Actinopteri, Cypriniformes, Nemacheilidae. The annotation marks the transcript as partial. The transcript has 3 exons. The record is from RefSeq and is a predicted model, not a curated record.